Messenger RNA from Penaeus vannamei (Pacific white shrimp), 3015 nucleotides. The record is from RefSeq and is a predicted model, not a curated record. Lineage: Eukaryota; Metazoa; Arthropoda; Malacostraca; Decapoda; Penaeidae.
AUGGACUUCUUAGUAUGUAACAUCAUAGAGCGUGGGGAAGAUGAAGAUGUUGAGACAGAUGUUUGGUACAAUUAUUUGUGGAAUAGAACCAGGGCUAUUCGCAAUGACUUGAUGCAGCAGCAGUUAACAGAUGGCAAAGCAGUUGCUAUUAUUGAACGGUGUAUGAGAUUCCACAUUCAUGCUGCUGCCCGUUUCUGCCAGGAACCCCCUGAUCUCUUUGAUGCCAAGAUGAAUACUGAGCAUCUCACUAAAAGCUUGCAGACUCUGAAGGAGCUCUACCAGGACCUGGGAGAAAUUGGGGAGUAUUUUGAAACUGAGCCUGAGUUUCGUGCUUAUGAGUUGUUGUUAAAUCUGAAUGAAGGACAGACUUUCAUUACACAGUAUUCACAAUAUAGAGAAGAAGUACAAAAGUCCAAGGAAGUCCAAUUUGCUUAAAAAGUAGGAAUGGCUCUAAUGUUCAACAAUUAUGUAAAGUUCUUCAAGCUGAUGAAAAGUGCCACAUACCUACAAGCAUGUGUGAUGCACAGGUAUUUCAGGCAGGUACGUUUAAAAGCUUUGGACACACUUAUGAAAGCAUAUGUUCCUCCAAAACAAGUACAAACACUGCCCUUAGAAACUGUGAUAACAAUCCUGGGAUUUGAGAAUGAAGCAGAUGCUGAAAGCUACCUGCAGGUGUAUGGAAUCAAGGUAGCUGAUAAGAAUGUGAUUUUAGAUAGGAGCUUGUUUUCUAUACAUGUUGAGGAGCAACCACCAUUAGUGCGGCCAUUAAAAAUGGUUGAGAGCAACAGAACUAGCUCAGUGGGUGAAGUUAUUCAGGGUGGUCCCCUACCUGAAAAUCCACUGUUGACGCAUGUUCCUCAUGAUAGCUUUGACAGUCAAGGAUACUUGAAGAAAGAAGCAUACAAUGCUUCAGACCAACAAGUGGGAAAGCAAGUACCAGCAGUAGAGAUCAGAGAACCUCCAGUUCAACAAACUCAGCAGUGGACCACUUCAGAGUUAAUGGCAUGCAUGAAUGAUAUUUAUAUGACCACCUCAUCUAGUGUCAUAAAGGAAAUGCUUUUCAAGAUAACAAAGGAAGCAAAAGAGGAAUGUCAUCUUGAAUCCAUCAACAAAGUGGCUCAAAUAGCUGGAAAGGAAAUUUUAACGGAGUGUUUAAAAGAAGAAAUCCAUCUCAUAUGUGAGAGAGCGCUACAAGGAGUUCAAUACGAAGAAGAGGUGAGGCGGAGAAGACUUCUUGAAGAAGAAGAAAGGAAGCGUAAAGCCAUGCAGGAGCUCCUUGAGAAAGUGGCCAAGGUCUUGUGUGCUGAGUAUGUAGAAGAGUUUGUGGAAGAGUUUGUGAGAAAUUUGUGCACAAAAGCUGUACAAGAAGUAGAGAAGGAAACAUGGGAAGUAGUAAUUGCAGAGCUCAUUGUUGAAAUGCCACAGACAUUGUGCAGAGAAGUUAUGCUAAGUGAAGUGAAGAAACUUAGUGCAGAGGUUAUUACUGCAAUGAAGGAUGAACUUGAAGCCAAAAUUACUCGGCUACAACAAAAAAUUUCCAUGCGAAAGAUGCGAGACUCAUUCAAGAGGUGGAGGUGUCAGCAAAAUGAGCUGUUUGGAUGGGGCUAUCACAGGAGCAGGCAAGAAAACAUGUCUGCCUUCCAGGUGUCUAGUAAAGAAACCACAGUAGCCAAGAACAUAGAGCAGAUGACUCUUAGGAAUCACCUAAUUAGAGCAUGUGCUUGGCAUCACCUACCUCUGCAGCAAGAAAUGAAAAAGGUGGUUGAUGGAACCUUACAGCCCAUCAAUUUGAUAAAGCAGUACUUUAAGGUUUUAAUUUGUACUUUAGAGAACACAAACCCAAUCAUUGUGCAGUGGCUUAGAUCCAAGUUAAGAACAAUAGAUGACAGCAAUAUUCAAGAGUGUGUGAAUAGUUCUUUUAGUUUUAUUUCGAAGAACAGUGGUCUGGAGUAUGCAUGUUUGGUUAGUGAAGUCUCACUUAACAGUUUGUGCUCUGAUGAUAUAAAAGGAACUUCAGCUGUGAUAUUUUUGCUACCAUCACAAGCAAGAAAGCAAAAUGUAAAUAGUCAAGCCCUUAAUAUAUUGAAGAGUAUAUCUGAUGUGCCAAAGUUAACAAUACAGUUUGAUGAAGAACCUUGCAUUGACAAUACAGAAGGCAUUUUGGAUUCUCCAGUUUGGAAAUUGGCAGAGUGUGAUCUGUACUAUCUAGAAACUUCUCAGAAAUUGCUCUCUCACAUGCUUGAUCUUUGGAAUCAGCAAGAUGGACGGUUACAAGUGAAUAGAAGAUGGGAAGUCACCCCUUCCCCUAAAGCUUAUAUUGACCUGUACAAUGAAGCUGUGAAUCACCUUUUAUGUGUUGUUGAGGAUGAAGAACUGUUGAAACUUGAUUGGCCUGCUCCUGGUUUGAGUCAUCUAAAGCAAGUACCACCUAUGUCAUGGAAUAACUCUGAUGCUGAUAGGUUAAUAGCCAUACUCAGAAACCUAAAACUUCCCAAAUUAGAGUUGGCGGAUUAUAUGACUGUUGGUGCCAUAAAAGACUCAUUGCACAGGUAUGCAACCAAAAUCUGCACUCAAGAAAAUAGCAGUAUUGUCCUCAUGUCACACCUGAAUGUGCUUAUAAGUAAUUCCUUGUCCAUUUUGAUGCCACCUAAUGGUGAAGCAGAAGAGGAUCAUUUAGAUUGGAAAAUCCACAUUCUACAGUUGCCCUGGACAGAGCUCAUCUAUGCCUGCAUAUCCCACAAGUUAACUGGACUCCCUGACCUCACUGUAUACCACCAGCCUGACAAACUGAACGCCUUCAAAUACCCUCCCUCAUGGAAUGAGAACCUCCCACCCACAUCUAGGAAGAGAAAACAUGGGCAGGUGCCUGAGGAAAGGACAGGCCAGAAGAAAAAGCCCUCAAAGCUGCUUAUCGACAUUGAGAAGGAGAAGCGUAAGUAUGUGGAGUUUGAGAAGAGGCUUGAGGAUAUGUUUGAGAUUGAAGAAGAGUUGAGGAACUUACUGGAUAAAUCAUGA